AUGGAAAAGAAAGGACAAGAUUAUAGGCAAGCGGAUACUACGGUUUCUAAUGAACCUAACGGGAUCAUAUCUCAGGAAUCCAAGCUCAUUUGUAAAAGAAACAAUACUUCCACGGUAUCUAAUUUUCUCAGUUUUGAGAUACUAGCCAUACAAAAAUCCCCAAUACUUCAGAAAGAAUUUCGUAAGGAAUCUAACCUACAGUUUUUAACGCGUUACACAGCCGACAUACGAUGGUCCAAGCUCAACUCCAUACGACAAGGGGUGGAGAAAUCAGUAGAUAAAAUGGUGCUACAAAUAGAGGAAUUACCCGAGCUCUUCUUGAUUAAGCUUGCCCAGGACCGAGAAAUAUACCUUUUUAAAGCGCUUAAAAAGGAUACAGUCAAGUGGGAUAGCGUUGUCUCGUUGGCUAAAAAGAGCUACAGCCAAGAAUCUCAAAGAGCAGUUUUCUGUCACCUUGCCCGUUAUAAAAAGACCCCCGCCACUCUAAUAGUUCAGAUGGUUACGGGCAGAAACAAAAACCCAGAAUACAGCGAUUACGAGCACCCUACAACAACCGAAACCUCGGAUUCCACCAAGUACCUUGGCAAUCAAGCCACAAUCUGGUCCGACGAGGGAGCAUACGACAGUUAUGACAUUACCUACAAUCAGUCUUACUACUUUAGAAAUGUCUCCAUCAGCCGCCCCUUUCGUACCCCAAUUGCUAUAAAGGGUACCGUCGUCCCUGCAAUCUUUGAUUCCAGAGCAAGCAAUUCGGUCAUAAUUAUAGGCCUGGCACACAGAAUUGGCUUGGUUACCAGUGGCGGUCGCCCUCCACUCCCAAGUUUGGGUGGACCAGUUAAAGAACCUUGUGAAAUCACCUUCAGCGUACCCAUCGAUAUGGCAGAAAAAUUAAGACCCGACAAUAUGUGA
Phycomyces blakesleeanus NRRL 1555(-) is the source of this 909-nucleotide messenger RNA. RefSeq lists its product as hypothetical. The transcript has 3 exons. Bases 1 to 909 code for a protein of 302 amino acids. The record is from RefSeq and is a predicted model, not a curated record. NCBI's taxonomy places the organism in Eukaryota, Fungi, Mucoromycota, Mucoromycetes, Mucorales, Phycomycetaceae.